AUGAGCAGAAAUAGAGAAAGAGUCAUUGAAGCAGUGGAAAGUUGCUUUUCAGAGAAUGAAAAGACUUCCCCAGAAGAUAUGCUGUUUUCUUACAGAGGUAUUUUGUACCCUACUGCGUUUAGCAGCCCAGAAACUUUGGAAGCUCUGAAAUCCCUUGAAAUCAGGAGUGACGAUGUGAUUCUAGCAGGCUAUCCUAAAACAGGAACCAACUGGCUUGAAGAAAUGGUGAGGGAGCUGGAAUCAGCAGAUGCUAAAUAUACGGAAGAAGAAAUGAAAGAGAGGAUAAACGCUGAAAAGGAGCUACAGAUGUUUCCACGUCUAGAGUUUGGAGAUCCUGGAAUAUAUGAGAGGAUGAAGAAACUGCCUUCCCGAAGAAUCAUUUCAACCCAUCUGCAUCCUCAUCUCCUGCCCUUCUCCAUUCUCCAAGGAAAGGCUAAGGUCCUUGUGCUACUUCGGAACCCCAAAGACACGGCCAUCUCCUAUUACCACUUCUACAACAACAUGCCAGUGCUGCCAUCCUUUGCCUCCUGGGAUGAGUACUUUGCAGCUUUCAUGAAUGGGAAAUUAGCCUGGGGAUCCUACUUUGACCAGUUAGUGGAAUGGAACCAAUACAUUGACCAUGAGAAGAUCAUGAUGAUAAGCUAUGAGGAACUGAAAGAGGACCCAGUACUGGGAAUGAAAAAGAUUGCUGCCUUCUUUGGGUUCUCCCUGGAUGAGGAAAAUUUUCACAGAAUUGCCAAGAAGACCAGUUUCCAAGCCAUGAAAGAGAAAUCCAAGGAAACUCAUGGUAAAUUUGGGGACAUCCUCUUCCGUAAGGGCAUUGUUGGGAGCUGGAGAGACCUCUUCUCUAAAGCUCAGAAUGAAGAAAUGGACCGAAAAUUUGAAGACUCCAUAGGGAGAACAAAGCUGGCAGCAAAGAUUAAAUACAAUGUGUACUGCAAGGCCUGA
Messenger RNA from Cygnus atratus (black swan), 948 nucleotides. RefSeq names its product sulfotransferase 6B1-like. Gene Ontology annotation, cellular component: cytoplasm. Gene Ontology annotation, biological process: sulfation. The transcript has 7 exons. The record is from RefSeq and is a predicted model, not a curated record. Gene Ontology annotation, molecular function: sulfotransferase activity. NCBI's taxonomy places the organism in Eukaryota, Metazoa, Chordata, Aves, Anseriformes, Anatidae. Bases 1 to 948 code for a protein of 315 amino acids.